AUGUCAGCUGUCAAUGACACAAAAUUUAAAUCUGUAAUAUUCCUUCUAACCAGGCUACCAAGUCAUGGAGACGCACAUCUCUGGAUUUCUGUCUCAUUCUGCUUCAUGUAUGUUAUUUCAAUAGUAGGAAAUUCAGUCAUUCUGUUCAUUAUAAAAAUAGAUUCAAGCCUCCAUGAGCCCAUGUACAUUUUCCUUUCCAUGUUGGCUGUCACAGACCUCGGCAUAUUGAUAACUACCAUGCCAAGGAUACUGGGCAUAUACUUGUUUAACUCUAGGGAGAUCAGCCUCAAUGCCUGUUUAGCCCAGCUCUUCUUCAUCCAUGUGCUUCAUUGUAUUGAAUCCUCCGUGCUGUUGUUGAUGGCCUUUGACCGUUUCGUCGCGAUCUAUAACCCGCUGAGAUAUACUUCCAUCUUAACCCUGCCGAGAAUAGCGAAGAUGGGACUGGUGGCUGUGCUAAGAGCCACGGUCAUAAUACUUCCACUCCCCUUUCUCCUGAAACGAUUCCACUACUGUCGAGCCAAUGUCCUCUCCCAUUCCUACUGUGUGCACCGGGAGGUCAUGAACAUGGCUUGUUCAGACAUCACAGUCAAUAUUAUCUAUCGAUUGUUUACUAAACUCUUCCAGAUGGGAUUGGACUCGCUGCUCAUCUUCCUCUCUUAUGUGAUGAUCCUCAAAACAGUGCUAAGCAUUGGGUCCCAUGAGGAGUGCCUGAGGGUCCUGAACACAUGCUUCUCGCACCUCUGUGCCCUCCUUCUCUUCUACACACCAGAGAUCAGCUUGUCUGUGAUACAGAGCUUUGAGAAGGGCUCCUUACCGUUACUUCAAAUUGUCCUGGGCUACAUCUCCCUGCUUCUCCCCCCGCUGAUGAACCCAAUUGUGUACAGUGUGAAAAGCAAACACCUUCGUGAGAGCAUAAUCAGAGUGUUCAUCAAAUGA
This is a messenger RNA of Gopherus flavomarginatus (Mexican gopher tortoise), 936 nucleotides long. RefSeq names its product olfactory receptor 51G2-like. The transcript has a single exon. Gene Ontology annotation, molecular function: olfactory receptor activity; G protein-coupled receptor activity. The coding region runs from base 1 to 936 and encodes 311 amino acids. Gene Ontology annotation, cellular component: membrane. Gene Ontology annotation, biological process: G protein-coupled receptor signaling pathway. NCBI's taxonomy places the organism in Eukaryota, Metazoa, Chordata, Testudines, Testudinidae. The record is from RefSeq and is a predicted model, not a curated record.